GGACAUUUCAGCUUUUUUUAUUUUCCAGAGUCAGGCACUUUUUGUUCUUGCUUUUUAAAUUUUCGCACUUUAUAACUAAACCCCACCUUGAGGAAAAAUUUCCCCUCCUUUCUCUCUUAGAUCUUGUUAUCCGAACUGCCUUGAACUCCCUCUGCCCCGAGACAAUUCUCUCAUUUCAUUCCCAAUUGCUGUGCACUUUCACUCAUUUUAGACUACAGCACCGCCGAAGGCCGAAAGAGACCGAAAAAAGGGGAAAAAAAAAAAGAAGAAAAGAUAUGGGUUCUCACGCUGAUGCCCCGCCGUCCCGCGCGACGGAUGCUGUCCUCGUGGCCUCGGAAAACGUGCCGGAAGGCACUCCGCAGGUCAGCGGAAUCGAUUUCGACAAGUACGCCGAUCGAGAUAUCACCGCUGCAGAAUUGUUGGAAAACAUGGCGGGAAUGGGCUUCCAGGCCUCCGCCGUCGCCGAAGCCGCGAGGAUCAUUAACGAGAUGAUCGCAUGGCGGGACCCAAAGACGGGGAAAGGCACGACGAUCUUCCUCGGAUACACCUCCAAUCUGAUAUCGUCAGGUCUGCGAGAGACUCUCCGCUACCUCGUUCAACACAAGCACGUUUCAGCCAUCGUAACGACGGCCGGCGGCGUUGAAGAGGACUUUAUCAAAUGCCUCGCUCCGACGUACCUAGGCUCCUUCACCAUGAAGGGGGCUCCACUUCGCGAGAGGGGGAUGAAUCGAAUCGGAAACCUGAUCGUGCCCAACAACAACUACUGUCUGUUCGAAGACUGGGUGAUGCCCAUACUGAAUAAAAUGCUGGAGGAGCAGGAAGCGUCGAAGAGUACGGACGACCCUCUGCACUGGACGCCAAGCAAGGUCAUUCAUCGCCUGGGGAAGGAGAUCAACAACGAAGAAUCCGUCUACUACUGGGCUUACAAGAAUGAUAUUCCCGUCUUUUGCCCGGCGUUGACCGAUGGGAGUCUUGGUGAUAUGUUGUAUUUUCAUACUUUCUCCGCUGCCCCGGCACAACUGCGGAUCGAUAUCGUUGAGGACAUACGGAGGAUCAAUUCCAUGUCUACAUUUGCUGAACGGGCGGGAAUGAUUAUCCUUGGUGGGGGAUUGGUCAAACAUCACAUCGCCAAUGCUUGCUUGAUGCGUAACGGUGCCGAGAGUGCUGUGUACAUCAACACCGCGCAGGAGUUCGAUGGGAGCGAUGCUGGCGCACGGCCGGAUGAGGCUGUGAGUUGGGGAAAGAUCAAAGCGGAUGCGCAGAGCGUAAAGGUUUACGCGGAGGCAACUGCCGUCUUCCCUCUUAUCGUAGCCGCUACCUUUGCGAAGGUGAACAAACAAGUUAUCAAAUGA
This is a messenger RNA of Coccidioides immitis RS, 1352 nucleotides long. Its product is annotated as deoxyhypusine synthase. Gene Ontology annotation, molecular function: deoxyhypusine synthase activity. The record is from RefSeq and is a predicted model, not a curated record. The transcript has 3 exons. The coding region runs from base 276 to 1352 and encodes 358 amino acids. Lineage: Eukaryota; Fungi; Ascomycota; Eurotiomycetes; Onygenales; Onygenaceae. Gene Ontology annotation, biological process: peptidyl-hypusine biosynthetic process. Gene Ontology annotation, cellular component: cytoplasm.